CAGUCGGCCUUUGUAACUAGGGUACAAAGCGAGCCGUGCGGCCCUGUAGGCCUAUGACCGGGUGCCCGCCCCGGUUUUCCUAAAUGAAAGCAGACGACGUCACAACCGGGCUGUGGGAAUCUUUUAGUGUAUUGUUAAGCUCGAGAGGAGGUUACGUUGGGGGGAGGAGGUUCUACUGGGGGAGGUUCUGCGCAUGCGCGCCUCGGGUUGUUUUUGGCGGGGUUUGGUCGCUGCGCAGAGCCUUCUCCGGUAGCGGCAUUCCGGUGCGGCUGGUUUUAAGCACGGUCUCGUUGGGAAAGGGCCGCACUGUGUACGACAAGUUACAAAGGAAGUCCGGCUUACACCAGGUACUCGGAGUACUUCAGUCUCUGUGCCUUUUCCGGCUCAACCCCUAUCCGACGUAGAUAAUGGACGUCACUGAGGCUUCUACAGAGGAGAGAGAGAAUAGCAGUAACAACAUGGGAAAAAAGACUGCCAAAGCGUCCGACGGCUCCUCUUCCUCAGAAGAAGAAGAAUAUGUGGUAGAAAAAGUUCUUGAUCGAAGAGUAGUUAAAGGACAAGUAGAAUAUCUCCUUAAAUGGAAGGGGUUCUCAGAAGAACACAACACAUGGGAGCCUGAAAAGAACCUGGACUGCCCAGAGUUGAUCUCUGAAUUUAUGAAAAAGUACAAGAAGUGUAGAGAGGAUGAACCCAAAUCCAAGCCAGAAGCCCCCAAAAGAAAAGCCGGAAGUGAUGACAUUCGGCCAAAAAGGCAAAGAAGAGAGAGCAAUGACAUUGCACGAGGAUUUGAAAGGGGACUUGAGCCUGAAAAGAUUAUUGGUGCUACAGAUUCCUGUGGUGAGCUCAUGUUCUUAAUGAAAUGGAAGGAUUCUGAUGAAGCAGAUCUGGUACUAGCAAAAGAAGCCAAUGUGAAGUGUCCACAGAUAGUAAUUGCAUUCUAUGAGGAGCGAUUGACUUGGCACGCUUACCCGGAAGACACAGAAAGCAAAGAAAAAGAAGCUGUGAAAAGCUAAACUGCCCUUUUUAUGUGUAUGUGUGUGUGUGUAAUAUACCUCCCCUCAUGUAAACUUCUACACACACAUUCUCCCCACACUUCUGUCCACCCUGGUCCAAGUGUUAUCAAGAGGGGGUGGGAGUCUUGCCUUUCAUAGGUUAUUUUUUAUGUCCCCUUAAACUCGAAACACUCCAAGUGGCAUUUGCACAAGAUUUGACUGCCAUACGUUACAAGAUGGGGCAGUCAUGGUAUAUUUUCCACUCGUGGAAGAAAGCACUGUAGACGACUUGCAAAGUGCUGCUAAACUUUCUCUAACAUUUCUGUGAUUGUGAGGAAGAUCUGCAGUGGUGGGUGAGGGUUUUAUAUCAAUAAAUGGUUACAGUUUCUGGUAAGUACAUCCGGCAUAAAUUGUGAAAGGACCUCCCUCAGUUUCUAGUGACCAACUAUAUACUGUACUAGGAAGGGAACGUUGCUGCUUUCUCCCGUUCUUGGACGCUUGUACUUUGAGGGAGAAGACUUUGUGUUUUAAUUUUUUUUUAAUCUAUCUGUAUCUACCUUGAUCUGGGUCUCUGCAUAUUACUUGUUUUUAUAUCUGAAGAUAUUUGCUAAGAAAAAAAAACAAAAACAAGGAACUUCUCAAGUGGCAAGUGCAUCAACUCCGGGAGUAUUUAUAUAUUCAUAUCCAAAGUGUUAGUGGAAAAAAAAAAUCACGAGCGUGUGUGGGUCCCACCACCUGCACUUUAAAGAAGACCUCAUUAGUCAUUUGUAUGGAGGUGUUACGAGACUGUGUGGCUUUCGUAUGUGUUGUUCACUCAAUGUGCCAUAAUCCGUAAUAGUGAGGCCAUGCAGUAUUGAUCCCAAGUACAUUGCUGAAGUGAUGCUUGUUAGCGUUUUAUAUACAUACCAGGAUACACUGUUUCCAUCUCUAAUAAAUUGAAACCACCUUGCGGGUUUUGAUACAAAUUUCCUUAAAGGGGAAAAGCCAAAUGACACCUUUCAGUUAUGUCAGUGAUAACAUGGAUUUAUGUAUAGUACAGUAAAAGAAACCUUUUCUUUUAAUAUGAGCUUGAUGUUUUUUAUGCUGGAGAUCUGCAAAACGUAACUCAUUGUAUUUCAGUUUCUGUGGUUGUAGUGCAAGAUUACUUUUUUAAAUGAAGGUCAUUUUUCAUUGUAUGUAUAACUUCUAUAUUUUAUGUUAUAAAAUACCCGAUAGAUGAAAUGAA
Messenger RNA from Bufo gargarizans (Asiatic toad), 2217 nucleotides. RefSeq names its product chromobox 5 (gene CBX5). Gene Ontology annotation, cellular component: nucleus; pericentric heterochromatin. Gene Ontology annotation, biological process: chromatin organization; negative regulation of transcription by RNA polymerase II. The transcript has 7 exons. Gene Ontology annotation, molecular function: chromatin binding. The record is from RefSeq and is a predicted model, not a curated record. The coding region runs from base 408 to 1013 and encodes 201 amino acids. NCBI's taxonomy places the organism in Eukaryota, Metazoa, Chordata, Amphibia, Anura, Bufonidae.